AAAUCAUUUCUUUGUUUCUCUUGACUUUCUUUGUUUCUUCACUCUCUCUCUCUCUCUCUCUCUCUUUGUUCAACAAAUUUCUCUUCUCUGAUCAAACUUUCCGCUGAAUUAAGCCCUAAGAUCGAGACCCACAUCGAUCAAAAACCCUAAUCGAGAUCGAUCAAUCAUGAAGCGGAAGCGAGCCUCUGCUAUGGCUUCCUCCUCAUCGUCGUCUACCGUGAAACCCUCACGCUUCCCUGAAGAAGAAUCAGUCCGGUGUUGGGAGAGCGAAACGGCGUCGUCAAACAGAACCCGACCCCAAAUCCAAUCCAGAUCAAGAAAAGGAUCGAAAACAAGAAACAUCAAUGAUGUCUUAAAAGAUGAAAGAUCCAAGAUUUCUGGGAUCAACCGGAUUUUGGGGACACCCAUUCCCGUGAGCAAUAACCUGACAUGGAGGCUUUUGAAAUCUCACAUGCGAAUUGAAUCUUAUUACUGCACCAAGCUCCACUCCGCUCUCAAUGCCAUCCACGAGUGUUUCGAGCCUUCCAAAGACCCCUACACCAACAGAGAUAUUGCUGAGGACAUUGUCUUCGACUUGGAAUCCGAUUCCGAGUUGAACUUGAGAGGGUUUUACACUGUGGUUUUGGAGAGGAGAGAUGAUGUUGAUGGUCAUGAGGAGAUGAUCGGUGCCGCCACGGUGAGGAUCAAUAAGGGAGUGGCUGAAGUGCCACUCGUGGCGACUAGGCCUCAGUUUAGGAGACUUGGGAUGUGCAGGAUUUUGAUGAAUGAGCUCGAAAAUCGGCUCAUGGAAUUCGGCAUUGAGAGCGCCUCAUUUUGGUCACCUUCUGGGUUCCUCUUUGGCUGUUUGAGUCAAAACUCCAACUCCUCUUUUCUCAAUAGUGAACUUGAUAUUUGUUUAGGCGGAAUGUGUUCACGAGUCUUUGUAGAAUUGACAUUCACAAUGAAUGUGUUCAUGAAGUCUUUGUAGAAUUGACACUCACAAUGGUAGGGAUGUUGCGUAUGUGUUCCAUUGCACCCAUAUUUUGAACAAGAAUGUGAGCAAGUCCUUUUUAUGUUCAUUGGACACUCGGAUUUGAGAUAGUUUGUGACAUGCCACUGUUCAUGCCUAAUGCUGCAUUACUUUCACAUCAUUUCUGAUAGACCAUUGACACAGUACUACCUUAGGUUCACUUACCAAAAGCUAGUCGGUAAGAGUCUGCUUUACAUCUUAGUACUUAAAACAGCACUUACUAGAAAACAAUAGAAACCUUUGUUUUCACAAGUUGAUAAGCUGUAGUUCGUUUCGGUUAAAUAGAUCAAUCCCUUUGGUUCUUUGAGUCAAAAAUCCAACUCUUUUCUUAGUAGAUAUGAGAUUUUGUAGUGGAUUUUAUUGGUUUUAUUGGUUUUAUUUUUAUUUUUUUGUUCUUGAAAGUUCAGUGCUCAAUAAUUCCUCUGAAUUUGCCCUGUUUAAUUAGUGUUUGGACUCCUUAGUGUUUUAGUUUUCCUAUUUAUAUAGUAAAUCCAAAACAACAAAACAAAAGGCCCAUUUGGUGGAUUUUACUAAUGAUGUUAUUAAUGAUGCUACUGACAUGGUGAUUGCAAUCAUGUAAUUACUUAACCUGUUUAUGGGCAUGUCCAUUUGAGUAAGUGCAUACCCUUAUUUCAGCAUGCACCCUGUCAAAGAAACACCAAUAAUGUUGCUACUGUCAUCAUAGGUGUAUUAAGUCUGUCCAUUGUAGAUUUUAAGCCCCUGUUGUCAUUUGAUAAAUUGUGUUGUCAGAAUGUGCAAAAGUGAAUUGAUGCCCUUAUUUCAGCAUGCACCCUGUCAAAGAAACACCAAUAAUGUUGCUACUGUCAUCAUAGGUGUAUUAAGUCUGUCCAUUGUAGAUUUUGAGCCCUUGUUGUUAUUUGAUAAAUUGUGUUGUCAGAAUGUGCUAAAGUGAAUUGGUAGGCGUUUUGUAAAUGACCUCUGAAAGUUAAGAAACUAUUGAGUAAAUAGUGAUACAUGAGUUCUUGAAAAUCAUAUGUUCAAAUAAAUGUUACCUGGGCUCCUAUCUUGAGCAUAUUCAGUGCACCGAUUCAGAUAUUGAGGUAUAUAUUCUUUGUUAAUCUGCAGGAAUUGACUCCUAAUAACUUGAAGAAAGUCAGCAUCAUGGGUACGUCCUAAAUUUAGAGUACUGUAAACUUCAGAUCUUUUGGUUCCUAAGCAUUCUGUCCUUUAUUUUCAUCGAGUUUGCCACCCACAUUUUACGAGUGAAGCUAUCCUGUCCAAAUUUGUUGUGUAGCUUGUGAAGAGAUGGGAUGUAAUAAUGUAGGAUCAUGGGAAGCAACUGCCGUUGGUUAGCUUGCCUAAUUCUAGUGUUUUCUAUUCUGAUUGUCUUAUCUUAAUGUUGUGUAUAAGACUCUUAGACUGGCUUAAAUUUAUUAUGUUAUUUGCUGAAUUAUAGCUAGAGUUCCUCAGUCUCAGCUUACGUUUUCUUACUGUUCUUAAACCUCUCUUGUUUUCAAUCUUGACAGGAUAUAUGAAAUCCUUGUAAGCAUAAGAGCUGCCUUCAAGCCUUCUGGAUGUCUUCUUGUCAAGUUAUAUCUCUGCUGUCGUGCAAAGGGUUUUACUGUUGAGGAUUAACUUGUUUACUGUUGAGCAUUAACUACUUGUAUUUAUAUAAGCUCUAUGCGCCCCAAAUUCUUUAACAUUACUGGCAUUCUUUGGAUGCUACAGAUGGCUUGAUUCCUUGAUGAAUUUCAAUAUUGUAAAUGUUUUGUUC
Molecule: messenger RNA, 2744 nt
Organism: Rosa rugosa (rugosa rose)
Lineage: Eukaryota; Viridiplantae; Streptophyta; Magnoliopsida; Rosales; Rosaceae
Product: increased DNA methylation 1-like
Exons: 4
Coding region: 167-967 (266 amino acids)
Biological process (GO): negative regulation of DNA-templated transcription
Molecular function (GO): acyltransferase activity, transferring groups other than amino-acyl groups; transcription corepressor activity
Source: RefSeq, a predicted model, not a curated record